UUAUCUCUGGUUGUCUCGUUCUUGAUGCGUUUAUGAACCGCAUCUGCCGCUGACGACACAGGCCGUAAUACAGGCAGAUAAGCAAGUGCUACAUGUGGUUAGAAUUAAAACAUAAGAUUCGACUGAUAUAAACCUUGAAUAACGAUGAUAAAAAGGACCUUAUUAUUUAAUUAUUAUACGGUUCGUAAUAAGCAAAAUCGUGGUUGUGUCAUUCUGUGUAAAGGUAUAUGAGCCGCGUUUGUGUUACACGUGAUUACACCUCUCCAUGCUCCCCACCGAUUCUUGGAGUUUCAACUAGAUACUAUUAACUAAAUGUACAAGAACUUAAUUUACUGCCAAAUAUUAUUCUUUGUUUUAUUAGAAAAAUACACGAUAUAGCUUGGUGGCUAUGCUUUUAGUAUGAUUAUAUCUGACACUUGAUUGAGGUUAUAAUCAUUUAGAAUUAGAGGGUAUAAGUGACUUCAUAUUAGAUAAUACAACAAUGAGAAAUAAGAAUUAUGAGGAUCUUGAUCCGGAUGAUUCGAGAUUUCGAAUUACACCGUACCAACAGAUGUUGGCUUCAUGCACUGGAGCACUUGUCACAUCAAUCGUUGUUACUCCACUUGAUGUGGUCAAGGUUCGACUACAAUCACAACAAAAGGCUAUGCUUUCCAACAAAUGUUUCCUCUAUUGUAAUGGCUUGAUGGACCAUUUGUGCCCUUGUCCAAACAGUAAAGACCUGUUAUGGAGUAAAGGAAAUAGAAAAUUCAAUGGUACCUUGGACGCUUUCGUGAAAAUAAGUAAAUCAGAAGGUGUUCGUUCUUUGUGGAGUGGAUUAAGUCCAACUCUUGUCCUAGCAGUACCUGCCACAAUAGUAUAUUUUGUUUCCUAUGAACAAUUGCGACUAUUUUUUAAGGAUACAUAUAAUAAAAAGAUAAAUAAAGAUAUAACAAAAGGAGAACAACCAUUCUGGAUUCCUGUACUAGCUGGUGGUAUUGCACGUAUUUGGGCAGCAACAUUAGUAAGCCCGUUGGAACUUAUAAGAACAAAAAUGCAAUCACAGAAACUUAGUUACAACGAAUUAGUCCAUGCAUUGAAAACGGUUGUGAAAUAUAAUGGGGUAUCAGGCUUGUGGAUGGGCUUGAGUUCAACACUUCUUCGUGAUGUACCCUUUAGUGCAAUAUAUUGGUUCAAUUAUGAAACCAUAAAGCGAAUAUUCCAAGACUCUCACAAAUCCUUUACAUUUAAUUUCGUUGCCGGUGCUAUGGCUGGAUCCAUAGCAGCCUUAGUGACCCUUCCAUUUGAUGUCGUGAAGACACACAAACAAAUUGAAAUGGGUGAGAAGCUAAUUUAUUCUGAUAAACCUAGACGUAGCAGGGGCACAUUGGCGAUAAUAGAAAAGAUCUAUAAUCUAAAUGGUAUAAAAGGUUUAUACGCAGGACUAAUUCCUCGGAUAGUUAAGGUAGCACCAGCGUGUGCAAUAAUGAUUGCGACAUAUGAACAUGGAAAACGCUUCUUUUAUGCGUAUAAUGCUGAACGAGCAUUAAAUUUAGAGAAUAAUGUACAUUUGUUAAAACACAAGCGUGAUGGUGUUCAGUAAAUCUAAAAGAAUUAGCGGUCAACCACGACAUUGCGCAUAACAAUCGUACUUUAAAUAAAGAAUUUUAUUUUAAAUCGUU
This is a messenger RNA of Cephus cinctus (wheat stem sawfly), 1658 nucleotides long. RefSeq names its product solute carrier family 25 member 40. The record is from RefSeq and is a predicted model, not a curated record. The transcript is spliced from 7 exons. The coding region runs from base 482 to 1579 and encodes 365 amino acids. Gene Ontology annotation, biological process: mitochondrial transmembrane transport. NCBI's taxonomy places the organism in Eukaryota, Metazoa, Arthropoda, Insecta, Hymenoptera, Cephidae.